AUGGUUCUUCAAGUUCUCAGUCCACAAGAUUGCCUCAGAAACCCUCUCACCUCACGACAGGUUCCACUCCCUCCUUUGAUAAAAUAUCCACCUAAACCUAACCCUAGCCCUAACCCUAAACCUAACCAUAAGCCUAACCCUAACCAGACUAUCCGUGCCCAGCCCGACCGUCAAAAGAAGCGGAAGCCAAGCCGGUCAAACAACACCAACUCUCUGCCGGCAAGAUCAGAUUUCCAGAAAAUUCAUGUGGCCAAUGACCAGCUGAGUGGUCAGGUCAAAAUCUUGAAGCGCGGUGAGGGACUGACCAAACCUGCAGCUCCGCAUCAGCCAUCACCGGCUCCUAAAAAGAAACGCCCAUCUCAGAAAGUUCAAGAACUCAGGUUCUACGCGGGGUCGUGCACCUCUAGCGCCUCCCCGCCUCCAAGUUCGCUUCCUCUGCCAUCGUUUCUUGCUAAGAAGAGAGUGGUUUCAAACACCGGGGAAGUGCAAGGAGUUGCUAAAGCUUCUACGGCUUAA
Rosa chinensis is the source of this 516-nucleotide messenger RNA. Its product is annotated as early nodulin-20-like. The record is from RefSeq and is a predicted model, not a curated record. The transcript has a single exon. Bases 1 to 516 code for a protein of 171 amino acids. NCBI's taxonomy places the organism in Eukaryota, Viridiplantae, Streptophyta, Magnoliopsida, Rosales, Rosaceae.